This is a messenger RNA of Fusarium subglutinans, 3021 nucleotides long. RefSeq lists its product as uncharacterized. The record is from RefSeq and is a predicted model, not a curated record. The transcript is spliced from 7 exons. NCBI's taxonomy places the organism in Eukaryota, Fungi, Ascomycota, Sordariomycetes, Hypocreales, Nectriaceae. Bases 1 to 3021 code for a protein of 1006 amino acids.
AUGGCUGAAUGGAAAUUCGAAGUCAUCCACAACAUCACCAGCGAUAGGAAGCUGCUUGGCACCAUCAUCCCGCCAGAAUGGCAGAUGUGGGACGAGGCCUAUUUCAAACGGGUAUCUGAUACGCUCGCGGACCCGACACACACAGCAAAGCUUAUGGCAGAGGGCUGCAACAAUGGAGAUUUUGGAGACCUCAACUGCACCAAAACAUGCGACAGCGCCGAGUAUAUGUUCAGAUCUCCGCAGAAUCUCUGGAACUGCAUGACCCUUUCGACUGUGGCCAUGAAGGUGAUUCCAGAGCCAACCAACGACACGGUCAACGAGAGCAGUGAGAAGGAUAUGAAUGACUUGUUCCACUUUGGUUCCCUGCGCGACUUUGAUAAACUUUUCGCCUUCAGAAAGGUUCAGGAUCUUUUCGGCUACCAAUGUAGCCCUAUACACCAAUUUAGUAUCGGUAACUUUGGCACGGUUCUCUCAGAACGCUAUUGUAGCGUUGCAGACCCUGGGUUCGACUUUGAUCUGGUUGGACAGGGAGUACUCAUAUCGUACAUCAUGCAGUACGUUCUAGUUUUGUUCUUUUGUCUUUCUUUCGCAUUGACGCUGAAGUGGUUCAUUCAGCUCUACCGACAGUUCCCCAGCGCCAUAACAUCGACCCUGAUAGACCUUCAGGAGACGCAGACUCUCUUUGCAGCAACCAUUUCUGUAGCCACUAUUGUGGCGUUCCAUUGCUACACGGGCUUAGCCAACGUUGCUUCCAUAUCCUCCUACGUCCUCAACAACGAGAUCGCUCACGGCGUGAUUAUCAUCGGCAUGAGCCCUCUCCUUUUGUUACAGCUCGCUCUUCACGCGUCUGGACACACAUCGAUAUACACUCUUGGCUUUGUAUUCCUCAACUGGCUUUUCAUCGUCAUCAAGUCUGCACUUCAGAAGGGGGGUGCUGCUGGAUUCGAGAAAACCCUCCAAAGGCAGUCAUCAAUGUCAGUAUGCGGCGACAAUCCUGGGGCCAUGUCGUACUGUAUGAACUACAACAUAACAACGGGCUUCACUCACAUCAAGUCUAGUCUGAUAUUCGUGCAUGUACUGACAUUCUUGCUUCUCGUGGACUGGACGCUAGCCACGCUAUAUGGUUUCUAUAAGAAGGACUGGUCCCCAAACAGGAGCUCUUUUGUGCGAAAUCUAAUCAAGACGAGGGCCUUGGCAGUUCUGACGGCAUUCUUGGCAAUCGUGCCCAUGGCCUUCGGGCUCGCUGACCUAGUCCGAUUUUACAUGGGGUUGCACGAUCGGUAUACCCCUGAGGGCGGACUGCCUUGGUCAUUUGGACAGGUUACAGCAGUGGCAGUCUGGUUCCCGGUGGUCUUCAAGUUCUUACACUAUUGCGCAGUGGAAGAUGGUGUCCAGGCCCGCAUCGACAAGGACGAAUAUGUCGUAUCACGCCGCGAAACCGCCAUUUUAGAGGUAAAGACUUCUGAAGAAUCCAGGCUGGAUAAAACUCCCUUGAUCGGGGCUGCUGUUCCGGUUAGCAUGGUUGGGGCGGAGCCGAUCGAGAUGCGAGCCUCGCUGGAUGCUUCGGUGGAGGACUUGCUCAUGAGACCACAUGCAGUUUAUGCUACAGGCGGCUACAAACUUGAGAACAUCCAUUGGACUAUUUGCGAUACGAUGCUUUCCUCCAUGCUCCUUCUUUCAGCUUUGAUUGCCGCAACGCAAGCUAUCGACGUUGAUGUUGCGGUCGUAGGCGGCGGCGGAUCUGGUGGUUAUGCUGCUGUCCAGCUCCGAGAGAACUACGGCAAGAAGAUUGUAGUCAUUGAAAAACAAAAGCAGUUGGGUGGCCAUGCGCAGUCAUGGUACGAUCCAGUCACUGGAAAGGCAUAUAACUAUGGCGUUGAUGCGUUUACGAACAUCACCGUCUCAAUUGACUUCUUCAGACAGCUCAAAGUGCCCAUCGGACCACUCCAGUCUGUACCAGCAGAGAACUUAUACGUCGACUUGGAAGAUGGGAAAACAGUCGACUAUACGCCUCCGACCACGAAAGAGGCCGCUGAUGCCAUGGGAAAUUAUCGUGAACAGUGGCUUAAAUACGCAGAUAUCUUGCUGCCUACCAGCAAGCAUUUUCCACGAGGAGACAAGGUUCCGUCAGAUCUUCUACUGUCUUGGUACGAGUUUGCACGCAAGUACAAAGCAGAGGCUGCUAGCCCGAGUAUCUGGGAAACUGUCGUCGUCGAUCUCAACACUGCACUGAUGAUUGACGUUUGGAAGGCAUGGAAUCCUAGUGUAGGGUCUUUUCAGCCAGCAUCAGGUGACAACACGGAGAUCUGGCAGAAGGCUGCUAAGCUUCUGGGAAAGGAUGUCUUCUACGAGAGCGAGGUGGUCUCUGCUAAGCGAACCAAGAGCGGAGUGAAGCUUGAGGUCAGAGAUAAAGACGGGCAUAUCACCAAGAUCAACGCCAAGCGACUUUUGAUUACUAUCGGGCCAGAGACCAUAAACCCAAAGGACUUUGACCUGAGUAGCGAAGAAGUAGAGGUCUUCCAUUCCGCUGCUGGCAACCGCUAUUUCACUGGCAUAGUAUCUCACCCUUCCCUUCCCGCAGCUGGAAUCACCAAUGUUAUUCCAGCUACCAUUAACGCAAACUAUCUCGCCUAUCCAACCGUCCCUUUCCAAGCCUACUUCCAGUAUAAAGGAAACUCUUCCACCGGCCCCAUCCACCGCGCUCUAGCUGUCGUCCCGAGAGAGACUUCAAUUGGGGAUGUCAAAGACCUUAUCCGGAAAUCAGUUCAGAAUCUCAUUGAUGCGGGAACAAUUCCGGCUGGAAAUUCUAGCGAUCUCGAUUUUAGAACUUUCUCAGAUCAUGGGCUCUUGUAUAGGCGCUGGUCUGCAGAUCAGCUGCGCGGUGGUAUCUUUGCUAAGGCAAAUGCUCUUCAGGGUCAGCGAUCGACUUGGUACACUGGGGCUUUCUGGAUGAACAAUGAUUGCGUCAUGUUGUGGAACACUACUAAUGCUAUCCUGCAGGAUAUGGUGAAGGAUUCUUAG